Syzygium oleosum is the source of this 1251-nucleotide messenger RNA. RefSeq lists its product as uncharacterized. NCBI's taxonomy places the organism in Eukaryota, Viridiplantae, Streptophyta, Magnoliopsida, Myrtales, Myrtaceae. Bases 176 to 688 code for a protein of 170 amino acids. The record is from RefSeq and is a predicted model, not a curated record. The transcript is spliced from 2 exons.
CAGUCGCUUGUUGCCAUCAUCUUUAUCGGAACCAUUUGAGGCUGGGAGGACCCGGUCGAUUGCUGAACGUGUUGUCGAGGCGAUAAACCGUGAACAAGUUCGUGACAAGUCGAAACCGAAGCAUGAUCAGUACAGUCUCUGUUGUUUUGGAAUCUCCAAUGGACGGUCGUGUAAGAUGCGGGUCUGGCAAAAUUUAGAUCACGGUUCACCUUCUUGGACCUUGCGUCUGGAGGGCCCUGGUUGGAGGGCCUCGGUGUUGGAUUGUCCCGAUUUAUCUGCAGGCUCCCACACCGGCGGGAAGAUUGCUGUGUCCCCAGAAUCACUUCACUUUUGCAAGACGGAUGCGGAAACAGCAACUGUCACUGCACAUGAGGUUGAGCAUACCUUGGCUAGCCGUGAAGCAGAGCUGCUCGUACAGGAUCUUUGCCUUGUAAUCGGCAGGAUACAAAUGGUUGAGCAGCGGCGCGGGACUGGAUUUUUCAGUUCAAUCACGCAUCCUGAAAUGGAGAUGAUCAUGCAGGAUCAUUGCCUUGUAACCAGACCAAGAAUGCUUCCGCUGUAUCUCGUGAUCGCAUUGUUCUGCUCAAUGCUCGCCAUCCUUUCGCCUGCCUUUAUCACAUUGCAGAUUCCUCUCUCCUCUUUUUCUUUGAUUCCUCUGCUGUUAUGCAGAGCAUUCAGUGAUCCCUAAGUCCUUGCGAUUCGUCGGAGUAAGUAUUGGUUGGAGACGGGUCUUACGUCAAUGGUGUCUCAAUCAAACUCAAAUCAGUGUAGCUUCCUGACUAUACUUGAUAGUUAUAUAGGAUGUUUUCUGGGUGGUAAUUAUGAUUCCAAAAAGCCUUGACAAGCCGGUUUUCCUUUCGUCAAGGUUAUACUGCGCAAAGUACCUGACCGUUUUGUCUGUAGGGAGGAGGUUGAAGCAGAUUGCAGCCAAUAGCUUCUGCGGGGUACAAUCCUAGAGCGGCACCAGCACGACACGAGAAGCAAGGACCAGUAGAAUUAAAUGCUGCGUGCUAGCAGAGGCCAUGAGAGAAGCUCUCAUUUUGCACAAGAAGGCUAUCUUAGGUCGCGGAACUGAUGAGUGACAUGGGUGGAGAUGAGAAAGCUUUAGAGUGCUAGUUAUAUAUUCAUGGGUCCUAAUCUUAUCUAGAGCUUGCUUGUGUUUGCAUCUUGUUUUCUUGAACUAGUUAAGCUUUGACAGCAAAAUUUGAAUUCGAAGCUGCUAUUCUCAAUCGGAUGAUCACUUUUUUCUGU